Molecule: messenger RNA, 576 nt
Organism: Canariomyces notabilis
Lineage: Eukaryota; Fungi; Ascomycota; Sordariomycetes; Sordariales; Chaetomiaceae
Exons: 1
Coding region: 89-475 (128 amino acids)
Source: RefSeq, a predicted model, not a curated record
CUCGGACUCGAGAGUAUGAGAACGGCGAUACCAGCAGCCGAUUCUCCACGAAAAAUAACUACAUACAUUUUGACCUGAGUUCAAGAUCAUGAGAAAUCUGUCCUCGGAGUCUACAUUCAGCGCAAUCAUACUGUCACAUGGGGAUUGCAUAUCAAAAUGGGGUUGGGCGGCGUUUGAAAGAGAGGGUACAAAAUUCCGAUACGGGACUGGUGUUGGGGUAUUCUUGUUUCGUUCCUGUAAUUCUAAUCAGCUCUUUUUUUUUUUGGGUGGGAGUUUUCCCGUUUUACUUGCUCUGAAUGAGCUGCGGUGUUUCUGGGGUGGAUGGCGGGAUGGUAUUCGUCUAUGGUUUGAGAUGUUACGCAGCACAUGGGAGUGGUUGUCACUGCGUGUCUCUGGGCGGACAGUACUGUUGAUUUACGUUCGGGAAGAAAAGACGGCUUGCUUUUUUGGACGGUGGAUGGAGUUCUUGGCUUAGUGGUUUGGUGCUCUUGCUCGGGAUUGGGCUGGCUGAUACCCCAAGGCGAAAUCGAAUUGUUGGCUUUAUCUUCUUCAUCCCACUGGUUGACAUCUGAAAUG